Molecule: messenger RNA, 872 nt
Organism: Wasmannia auropunctata (little fire ant)
Lineage: Eukaryota; Metazoa; Arthropoda; Insecta; Hymenoptera; Formicidae
Product: peptidyl-prolyl cis-trans isomerase-like 3
Exons: 4
Coding region: 269-754 (161 amino acids)
Biological process (GO): protein peptidyl-prolyl isomerization; protein folding
Cellular component (GO): catalytic step 2 spliceosome
Molecular function (GO): peptidyl-prolyl cis-trans isomerase activity
Source: RefSeq, a predicted model, not a curated record
GCAUCUAGUGCGCAAUUUUAGCCGCACUUUCUGCACCUCGCCUCCCGACACUCUAUCAUUCUCCCGACUCUCCCGUUGAUUUCAUUCUUAACCUCAACGAUUUUCGAUUUCUCGGCUUGAAUGUGUUUUGAACGCGCGAAGACGCUGAGCGCGUGGAGGUGACAAGAGGAUCUUGCUCCGGACGAGGAUUCGUUCGCUGUCAAACGCCUUACGAUUGCCGAAAAUCACUUUAGAUUCGACUCGAACGCACGAUCGUACAUUUUGAAGAAUGAGCGUAACGUUGCAUACGGAUGUCGGUGACAUCAAGAUAGAACUGUUCUGCGAGAUGUGCCCGAAGACGUGCGAGAACUUUCUUGCGCUCUGCGCCAGUGGGUACUACGACAAUUGCCUGUUCCACCGAAACAUAAAAGGCUUCAUCGUCCAAACUGGAGACCCCACCAACACGGGGAAAGGGGGAACCUCCAUAUGGAAUCGCAAGUUCGAGGACGAGUUUAAGGAGGAGCUUAAGCACAACGUGAGGGGUCUCGUCUCCAUGGCUAACAACGGCCCUAAUACAAAUGGCAGUCAGUUCUUUAUAACUUACGCGCCUCAGUCGCACCUGGACCUGAAGUACACUUUGUUUGCGAAAGUCAUCGACGGCUUGGAAACCUUGGAGCAAUUGGAGAAACAGCCAGUGAAUCCUAAGAACUACAAACCGCUCGCGGAAAUCAGGAUAAAUGACGUAACUAUACACGCUAACCCGUUAGCGGGAUAGGAUCUGAAGUGACAAAAGUGUUUCUUGCCGUCCAUCGUAGUAAUUUAUACACAAGUAAUUUAUACUGUUUUUUUAUGUAUGAAAAAAAAUAUAAAAUGUUCAUGAUUAUUAAGACAUA